GUGCGGUGUAUUUUUUAGACUCUAAUAAUAAAUGCAUGAAUUGAAUGGCCAGGUUUACCACUCUAGUUUCGCUGAUGAUGAUGGGAUCACAAAAGCUUGCAGCUGUCCUUUGCUUCCACUAAAAACUCAUAUCAAGGGCCCGGCACCAGCCUCUGACCCUGAUAAAGCGGACAUUGUUGAUGAAGCCAUAACUUUCUUUCGAGCCAAUGUUUUCUUCAAAAAAUUCCAUGUGAAAAGCUCAGCAGACAAGUUAUUGAUCUAUCUGACAUUUUAUAUCCAUAUUGCCUUAAAAAGACUAGAAGGUUGCCAGACACUAGCUGUUGGGACUAAAGCAAUCAUUAAUCUGGGAUUGGAGAAAGUUCCUGUACCUGGGGAACCAGGGUUUCCUUUCCCUGGACUUUUCACUCUUCCCCAGUCCCAGGAGGAAGCAGAAUUGUUGAGGAAUUAUUUGAAGCAGAUAAGGGAGGAAACAAGUGGAAGAUUGCUCAACUGUGCAUAUAGAGCUAAUGGCUUUCCAAACAAGUGGUGGUUGGCUUUUGCUAAGAGGAAGUUCAUGAACAUUGUCAUCCUUUAGACUUGGGCUUUUUGUACCAACUGGUUCAAGCUGUUUUUCACUCAUGAUCGUGUGAAGUAUCCACACACAACAAAGAUAGUUAUCCUACAUCCCAAAGUAACAAGCCAAAGACUUCGAUGAUAGGAUAGAUGAAUGACAUAAGAUAAA
Zea mays is the source of this 721-nucleotide messenger RNA. RefSeq names its product actin-related protein 2/3 complex subunit 3. Lineage: Eukaryota; Viridiplantae; Streptophyta; Magnoliopsida; Poales; Poaceae. The transcript is spliced from 3 exons. Bases 32 to 574 code for a protein of 180 amino acids. Gene Ontology annotation, cellular component: Arp2/3 protein complex; cytoskeleton. Gene Ontology annotation, biological process: regulation of actin filament polymerization; Arp2/3 complex-mediated actin nucleation. The record is from RefSeq and is a predicted model, not a curated record.